This is a messenger RNA of Kuraishia capsulata CBS 1993, 2136 nucleotides long. RefSeq lists its product as uncharacterized. The transcript has a single exon. Gene Ontology annotation, cellular component: nucleus. Gene Ontology annotation, molecular function: DNA-binding transcription factor activity, RNA polymerase II-specific; zinc ion binding. The coding region runs from base 1 to 2136 and encodes 711 amino acids. The record is from RefSeq and is a predicted model, not a curated record. NCBI's taxonomy places the organism in Eukaryota, Fungi, Ascomycota, Pichiomycetes, Pichiales, Pichiaceae.
AUGGUACCCGCAAAACAAGAACAGCGAUAUUUGUUGAAUGGUUUACUGGAUACCACCAGCUUUAGCUCCACCGCAGCGAGUUCCGCUCGAGCUGAAGCGUCCAAGAAUAAGAGACAAGAAGACUUUACAAAAGAAGACUCCAACGGAUACAGCAGCGGCGACCAAAGAUCGGAAUUGUUAGCACCUUCUUCAAAGAAACAACGCAAAAUGAAGAAAAGAGUGUGGUCUUCAUGCUCUGCGUGUAGGAAACUCAAGACCAAGUGCGAGUUCAUCCCAAAACUGGGGAAGUGUGAGAGGUGUCGCAGAUUGUUGAUUGAUUGCUCCCUUAAGGAACUAGUUGACGAAGAAGACAUAGCACGUGAAACUAACUCGGACUCCGUGACGGGAAUUGAGUCUUGGAUGCAAUCUGUGGAGAACACAUUCAAGAAGUUUGAAGAUAAGCUUGAUUCUGUGGUGCAGACCAUUCGCCAGACCCAAUCAGAAGAAAAUGGCCAAAGUAACGAUGUUGAUGAGAAAAGCGGUAGCAUUCUUGGAAAUACCAGCUAUUCCAAUAGCCAGAUCAGCUCUGCGCCUUUGAACGUAAUAAAAAGAAUCGACUCUCAACUGUUCAACCGCGCCGAUCGCAGCGAUCCUUUGAAGAAGGCGUGCGAUGAGUUCAUCCAGUUCUACUUUUCUAACGAGGAGAUCUGCAUUCAGCUGGCGAAGUCGUUUCUUGAGAUUUCUCAUUUUUGGAUCAUACCGGGAGGAAUCAAAGAGAUCGAUAGACGGUAUGUUUUGGAACAUCCAUUCAUUACAUGCGUGUUUGUGAUUUUGGCUAUGUGUUUCGAUGAAAACUACAUGUAUGUCAAAGAACAGGAGCAAUUAUAUUGGUUGACCAUGAAACUUUUGGGUGUCGUUGUUGUGACGGACCCGUUGACAGAUCAUGAUAUUGAGGCUUUACUCUACCUCUCAUUGUACAACAUCGCCAGGAAACCUAAACAGACUCAGACGGAUAACUGGCUGAUUUCGGGAAUAGGCAUAAAACAUCUGAUGCUUUCACUUGAUAUUCGCGGCAUAUCCACGAAAGUCAACACAUUACAUAGGUUUGAGGCAUUGGACUUGUACCAUUUGCGUAUCUUUAACUCGCUGUGCAGUUGUCACCUCCAGAACUCUCUGGGAACCGGCCAACCUGUGAUGAUCACCAAAGAGUACUUCGAUGUGCAUAGCUUGGCUUUGAAGUUUCCGAAUGCCACGUUUGGAGAUGCAAUCAAGGUGAGUGAGAUAGAGCUGUAUCUCAUGACUGUGCGACUGAUCACGUCGCCAAGCUCAAAAAACCGUUCUACCACUGCGUUCGAUGAACUGCAAGAGUGGGAAGAAAAUUGGCGCCAUUUGAUUAAAAGAGAUGUGGCAGGACUCUUGACUUUUGCGUACCACUUUUGCUACAUCCUUCUAUUGAAGAACCUCACCAAGACGACGCAGGAUCGCUCCUCGAAGUCAGCCUCUGCACCUAUCAUUACAACCGACAUUGGCCAUACUGCCCUUGUUCAUCAUGCGUUCAAGAUUCUGGAGUUAUUUUUGAAUCUGAAACCGAAGCUGGUGAGAGGAUCUCCUUCGUUCUCAUUGGCACAGAUCGUGUACGCAUGUGUCACACUGUGCGACAGUCUAUCCACGAUGGAUGCCGACCAAAAGAAUACUGCCUUGAGUUUGAUUUCCAAGGUAUACUGGCACCUAAAUCAGAUUGGCGAGAAGAUGAAUGAUGCCACAGACACCGUUGGAAAAAUUGUCAUGAGUUUGGUGGAAAGAGCCAAUCCAAAGGAGAUCACAUCUGCAAAUGACGAACCCUAUGUUCGGGAAGCCUCGGCUACCUCUAGAACUACCGCAAAUGUUGAAGACACCACUACGACACCAGCAAGUAUUGAUUUCAAUUUUUAUUCGAGAGAGUUAAACGACUCAAAGCUCUCUCCUCUCCAGAUCCCCGACAGAACGAGCUUGCCGGACUCCAUUAAUCACGGCAUCUCUUCUGGCCUGACCCCCAAUACCCCUUUCCAGAUUAUAGGGAACGAGGUUCCAGAUCUAUCGCAAUUCGAAAGCUUCGAAGCUUUUUUCACCGGAGUUUUUCCGGAAUAUAAGGGUGAAUCUGAUUCCGAAAUCGCCUGA